AUGGCGCUCAACAGAAACACGGCGGCGUGGGAUAUUUUGUACGCGUUGGCUCUGGAUGGCGUGCCGUGUGACGCGCCCUCCGACAGGAGAGUGGCCGAUGGCACGGCGGCGGAAGAAAUGGCUGAGCAGCUUGAAGGGCAUCGCGUGAAGCCUCCGCAGCCGGUGGGCAUCAGGAGCAAAACGGUGGAUCUUGACAGCAUGCGGCCUGCGAUGGAUGCAUCGGGCCUGCUCUUGGAGGCGGAGAAGUUGCUGCUGCAUGAAUGGCCACAAACUUCCGUUACGGACAGGACCUCCUCCUUUGGUGACGGUUUGGCUCGUGCGAUGGGGCCGGAUGCGGCGACGUGGAAUCUCAACGAGGCGCAGGGUCUUCCACAGCCAACGGAGUCAUCAUUCCCAGGAGCUACAGUAGCGGCAGCAGUGAGCGAUGUACCACGGAGCUCAUUUUACCCGUUGAAGGCGGGACGCCCAAGUGAAAUGUUAACGGCGAUGAAUGAAGGAAGCCCCGUGCAGGGAAGCAGCAAGAUGAAGAGCGUGACACUACCCGGUACAUCUGGUGACACAUGCUGGCACCUUUGUGAGCAACAUGUCGGAGGUGUGGAGCAAACGCAGGGACAGGAGGGGAAGACUCACGCAGAAAAAUUAUGCAUGGAGCCCGGGAGCCACGACGGGACUUCUGCAGCUAUCAGCUACGGCGAUAGUUGGAAUCACAAUCGCAGGGGUGAGAGCGUUCACGUGGAAGAUGAAACAUAA
Molecule: messenger RNA, 750 nt
Organism: Trypanosoma cruzi
Lineage: Eukaryota; Euglenozoa; Kinetoplastea; Trypanosomatida; Trypanosomatidae
Exons: 1
Coding region: 1-750 (249 amino acids)
Source: RefSeq, a predicted model, not a curated record